Molecule: messenger RNA, 1395 nt
Organism: Botrytis cinerea B05.10
Lineage: Eukaryota; Fungi; Ascomycota; Leotiomycetes; Helotiales; Sclerotiniaceae
Exons: 1
Coding region: 71-871 (266 amino acids)
Source: RefSeq, a predicted model, not a curated record
GACCCGCAGCUUCCCAUAGCAACCUUCAUUGCAUUACAUUGUUACUCUUCAUUCCACACUUUUCUUCGGAAUGGCACGAAAGAUACCUCCAGUGUUAGUUUCUUACUCACCACAGGCAAUAUCAAAACCAUCAGUCGGUCUUAAACAUAGCGCACAACACAUACCAGCUCCUUGGGAACGGAUUAAACCUGUAAGUCAGCACCAUUUACUUAUAGCUGCAUAUUUCGACGAAACGUGGACACAAAAAGUUCUUGCCGAUGAAAAAAUCGGUUUCCUUGCAAGGAGAUAUCUAUUCAACCCUCGAUUUGAGCCCACACUUCGAGAAAGAAUCCCUAGCAAAUACGCUUUUCGCAUGGAUUGGCUUUUGAAGCAACUUUCGGACGAACAAGGCAGUUUCUCAAUACAUCCUUUUGAGGGCGAACCUGAAUAUAAUGUUCAUACAGAUACCCAAACUGUUAGAAUAAAUGUGGAAAGAAAUAGGAGCAGCGCAUAUAUCCCGAUAACAUCACAGCCUUUCGUUGAGCUCAAAAGGUCCCUACUUCGUAAGGUCGAAAAGGAAUUUCCUUCGAGUAAGAUUGUUGGAAAGAAACCUGAGGGAUGGUUGCGUACUUGGUCAAAUCUCCCGGAGAGACCUUCAAAGCUUUUCUCCUUUCCUACAAGAGGACGCCCGAAUGACGUUCUCAAUGAUCUGGAAGAUAUCAGAGUCGAGUUGGAAAGAAUUGGCCCAGCUCGAAUAAAUGGCUUCAAACUGAUGCAUUUCAAGACCAAACGCUUCACAGGACAGCACGAUGAGACUACUAUUAAGUAUUAUCCGUUCAAGGAUUGUUUGGAGGGCUACCGAAAUCGUCCUUCCUACAAUAAAGAGUCGUGAGAUAUGCACUCAACAUGAGCGAUUCAUCAGAUGAUAGGCCUUUCCCUGGACUGCCGUUUAAUGCUCGGUGAUCUACGGGAACUUGAUGACUUAUAACCGGUCAAAAACUAUCGCGACACCUUGAAACCGCUUCAAAUGUCGAUUUUGGUCCCUUACAUUGACCUAAUCAUAAGUUCAUAACACCAUAUACUCUAGUAUUUUCAGCCAUGAGUAAUCAAGUCAAUGAUCAAGGUACUACCAAUGCCUGGAAAAACUCAUGAUAUAAUACGUCGCUAUCGUGACGUAAAUCAUACUCCAAUUUUCAUCAUGUCCGGGAUAUUGGGUUCAGAAAGGAGUGACAGCGCUGAAAAGACAUUCUAAAGGCGAUAGGAAGAGCGAGUGGCAUAUGCCGUUGUAUAAUAUCAUGAUUCACUUCAUUCAACAAACAACAUAUCCAGAAAACCCUUGAUACUCAUACAACUGGUUGUGCUGGGACCUAGUCUUGUUUUACUGAUACUGGUAAAUAUGUGCAGAACUCGUCUUCA